CCAGCCAGACACUCAGCAGGGCAAGUAAGACUUGACCUUUUCCUGGCAGUAAGUAGGAGCUUCACAAACUUUUCUCUGCACUCGGGCUGCUGCCAAGUGGCCACACACGUUAUUUAUGCUCUAGUUUGCCCACAGUAAGUUGCUUGCUUGGUUCAGCUCUGCUGACCUAAGGCAAACACAGGGAACACUCCAUCUGCAAAAACAGAACAAGAGGCUGGAGGAAACUGAACCUUAUUUCUGAAGCUCUUCUGCUAUGAUCUCUGCACAGCAGCCACCAUUUCCCAACAAAAUUCAAAGAGCAAUGGACUGCCAAUCUGAGGAAGAAGAAACCUGUGAAGAGCAGUGUGACUCUGAAAACUGCACUUGCAGCUCCAAGCAUGCAGAAUCUGACACAGGCUCACCAGUAACUCUCAAAAUACUGCAGAACUGGGUUCCUAGAGUUUCGCACUACUUCGAUAAAGAGCACUAUACAUACGCUGGCCACCGGAUCAUCAUUCAGGAGUCCAUAGAACACUUUGGAGCCGUGGUAUGGCCGGGGGCACUGGCUUUAUCUCAAUAUCUGGAAUCAAAUCAAGAACAAUUCAACCUCAAAGACAAAAAAGUUUUGGAAAUUGGUGCUGGAACAGGCUUGCUUUCCAUUGUGGCCUGUAUCUUAGGAGCUCAUGUUACAGCUACCGAUUUGCCUGAAGUUCUUGAAAAUCUCUCAUAUAAUAUUUCAAGAAAUACACAAAACAUGAAUAUGCACAAACCUGAAGUGAGAAAACUGGUAUGGGGAGAAGGCCUCAACGAAGAUUUUCCUGUAUCAACUUACCAUUAUGAUUUCAUACUGGCAACUGAUGUUGUGUACCAUCAUGCAGCUCUGGAUCCCCUGCUAGCAACAAUGGUGUAUUUUUGUAAGCCAGGAACAGUAUUACUAUGGGCCAAUAAAUUCAGAUUUACUACAGACUACGAAUUUUUGGAAAAACUUUCCAAUAUAUUUAACACAACUAUUCUAGCAGAAUUUCCAGAAUCCAAUGUCAAGUUGCUUAAAGCCACAGUAAGAGAAAAUUAAAGAGAAAACUAUCACUAUUCUUGAUUUAGUGGCAGGACCUCACAGUUUGGAAUGCUUUGCAGGAUUAUGUUGCACCUUAUGUGCAUUUACAUUUGUAAAGUCGCAGUUGUAUUUAAGUUUUGCAUUGCAAGUAUUGAAAAAACUAGCAAGGCAAAGGAUACGGCAAUUUGUCUCUGGUUGAUACAUAUGACCUGUUCAAACAGACCAAUUUCCCUUCACUGAAGGAACAAUUUUCAUAGCAGUAGUCAGUAACAAGGCUUUAACAAAAAGCACUGAUCUUCUGGGCUGCACUGAACUUUUGUUUGUAAGGUGUUUUCUUUCAGCAAGUUUUUUUUAUGUACUAAUCCAGAAACCAAUACAAUUUUUAGCUUCAGUAUUUUUAUUAAUUAUAAAAAUCUUUUAAAGUAUCAGAGUGCACAUAGUUUUUUUUUGAUCUUCAGCUUUGCACAUUUAUUCUGCUGUGGUUUAUACUUUUAACAUUAAUAAACAUAUAUGUAUAGCUUUACAAUAUCCGAUCAAGAUGUAACUGUCUGGCACUUUUAUACAUGUAUCAGUCUGUCCUUGAUACUCAGCUUCACACAGAUUUUUGAGUUUGUCUGAAAUCACUCCAAAAUGAAGAUUUACAAGAGCACCUAUGCAUCAGCAAUUCAAAUACCGUAACAGUUUGAGAGGUUGAAUUUUUCUUAAAAAAAAUUAAAUGUAAACUCUUGCAAACAAUACACGUGUUCCAUUAUUUUCGUCUAAUAAGUAAGAGUUUAGCCACUCCUGAAGUAGCUUUAAGGCCUUCAUACAACUGAAAUUAAGAUCAAACAUGUUAAAAUUCAGUUUAUCGUAAAAAAUACAGAACUUUUACAGGUUUGCAGUUAAAAGAAACAGUUCAGAACCUAACAUGCAUGCAGUAAGUCUUUCCAACCUGAUUCCAAAUCCUUGGUGUUGGCAGUUCUGGCACAUCCAUUGCCAGCAAUGGGAUGCACAAUAAGGAAACUCCCUAAUUAUAGGAGUUAGGUUAACAGGUAUUAACUGUACCCAGGUGCCUUUACUGAUAAAUACACACAAUUUAAUAAUCAGCAUUCAGUAAUGAAAACAUGCGUUCGAAUAAAAAGUCAAACUUAUCUUUUCCUAUCCUGCCCCAUAUAAAACCAUUUUAAUUUUACAACUGUUGAUUUUCUAGAAUACGCAAUAAUCAGGUGGAUACAUGACAGGAAGCCAAUUCUCAGUGAAAGUUGCACAAUGAGUCCAUCCAAGCAACUUCAUUAGCUGAAGAAAAAAAGCAGACAUUAAAAAAAGAGUCAUUCUUUUUAACAUCUAAAUCUAAACAAACACUGCACAGAUAUCAACAUCUUACUAAAAAUGUCAGUUAUAGAAAGAUAACAGAUUGGAGAACUAGUGAUCUUUGAAUUCCUUAGUCCUGAAAGGGGGAAACUUCUGCCCCCCCAUAUGAUCGACAGUCUUUUAACUCAAUGCACAAAAAUCUUGUCCUAGGAACUACCGUAAUUUCCAUUAAUUCUCCACCUAUAUUCUACUAACAGUAAUUAUGAUUAAUAAUAGUAAAAAAUGUGGUUAAACAGCAACAUAACAGGAUUUUAAAUAUGCAGAUAUCUUUGGCUAAGCUGUCUACCUCCUUUAUGCCCCAAAGGAAGUUCCAGAAAGUAAAUCUGCUAAAAUGAGUUACUCACAAAUGAGUUAUUCUAGAAAAAGAAAGAAGAAAUCACUAUCAAAAAUGGAGGGCAAGCUACCAAAGCCUGGAUAAAGAUAAAAUGUUCCAUUUAGUGGUUUCUAAAAUGUAAAAAGUAUCAAAAAUUCCAGAAGACUUAUAUCUUGCUCUUAAAAGUUUACUCAGCAUGAACAUAGUCCAUUACUUGACCAAAUACUGCUUACCUGAAUGCAGUUUUUCAAGUUGUCCUUUGUUGGCUUUUCUUCUGCAAGUUUUGUGGCAAACUUGAGACCUCUCCCGUACAUUUUAUUUACCAAUGCAUGCUUAUAGGCAAAAGUCAAAA
Molecule: messenger RNA, 3048 nt
Organism: Pseudopipra pipra
Lineage: Eukaryota; Metazoa; Chordata; Aves; Passeriformes; Pipridae
Gene: METTL21C
Product: methyltransferase 21C, AARS1 lysine
Exons: 5
Coding region: 254-1051 (265 amino acids)
Biological process (GO): peptidyl-lysine methylation
Cellular component (GO): cytoplasm; cytosol
Molecular function (GO): protein-lysine N-methyltransferase activity
Source: RefSeq, a predicted model, not a curated record